Tribolium madens (black flour beetle) is the source of this 1836-nucleotide messenger RNA. Its product is annotated as CBP80/20-dependent translation initiation factor. The transcript has 6 exons. Gene Ontology annotation, biological process: regulation of translational initiation. Bases 156 to 1316 code for a protein of 386 amino acids. Gene Ontology annotation, molecular function: translation activator activity. Lineage: Eukaryota; Metazoa; Arthropoda; Insecta; Coleoptera; Tenebrionidae. The record is from RefSeq and is a predicted model, not a curated record.
CUGGUCUAAUAUUUCCAAUUUAUUCGCGAAUGAUAGACAUCAAUCAUAAUCUAGCUUAGAAUUUUCCAAAUUUCGUGCACCGCUUGACAUCUUCAUGCAACCAAUGUUGCACUUGCAACCCGGUUGCAACGUUGCCAAGUCGUGCGGUCAGCGAAAUGUCGUGUGGGGCCGGUCGAGGCAGGGGUUGGUUGAAUUUAGGCUCGAAUGUGGAGCCCCCGAAACCCAUGGGGCUGCCCCAGCCACUUGCCCCAUCGCCGGUGGAGGUGAGUCCCGAGUACAGAGCACUGGUGGACAGAGUCAAGGAACUAAACGUGAACGAUGAUGGAAUUCUUUUGAAUAAAAAAGUUAAGCAUAUUCAGAACUUUUGGCAGGACGAGUGCCACAGUCAGGAAGAAGUUGAGGCGAGUUUUGACCAGUUGUAUAACGCAGCGCUUCAUGAUUCUGAAUUGGCAUCGAAACUAGUAACUCUAGUCUCAUUGAGGUGUACUGACUUUCAAACGCAUGAUUGUAAUAUAAGAUAUGAGUUUUUGAAACGAUUGCAAAGGGACUUUAAGAACAGUAAUCAAUUACAAACAACCAAUCCUUCAGUGUUCAGGAAUUGUAUGCUCAUUAUAGGAGAAUUUUUCAGUAAAGCUAGACUAUCAGAUGGGGAACCUUACAAAUUUUUAUCAACGCCAUUUUUUACAUGUCUAGAGUUAUUACUAGACGGCAAAACUUUACCCGAUCUCAUUUUAUUCACAAAACAAUUACAUUUAAAUGGUUCUACUCUAAGAAGUAGAGUACCUGACGACUUUACAAAAUUAACAGUUAAAAUUAGAACAUUACUAGCAGAGCCUCAACUUGUAAAAGAGGCCAGAUUAUGGCUUUUAUUAGCUUUAGACCUAUGCAAUGUCAGAUUUGGAGUUCUACCAAAUGAAAUUUUUAAAUUUUAUGAAGACCAACUUGGAAUUGUACCCAUGGUCAACUUCCAGAGGCCGCACGACCCUCUCAGCAUCCAAACCCUGCACUCAAGCAAAGUCCUUGACAGUUACCAGAGCAACGUAAAUGUAUUGCAAAUUUCAACCUCCCCCACUGAGCCCCCAAACGACGUCCAACAGUAUGGCAACACUGAGUACAACGGUACUCAACAGAAGAAAGAGAAACCUGGUCGGCCUAUUCUAGGCGUAGGUGCUAGGUUUAUAAAUAAAAACAAGGAUGAAAACGGUUCUUGGAAUAAUAAAAAAAGCUCGUCUGGGCGUGCACCUAAGAAAACUCCCCCUGAUUUUAAAAAUAAAGGGUGGGAACAUGAUGAUAGGUUCGAGAAUGAUUACAGUUAAAAAGGCAUUUGUUUUUAUUAGGUUUUGGCAAAUAAUUUUAGACUAUUUUAGUUUUUGCACUUAGUGAUAUUCAUGACGUCUUAAUGGAGACGCUCAUAAAUACUCUAGUUAAGUGAUUUUCAAUUAGGUGAAUUUUUUAAAAAAGGUUUUUAUCUCAAUAGAUGUAAUUUUUGUAUCAUGUAGAUGUAUCUAAUCCUUUAUAUUUUAUGUAGUAUUGUGUGUAUUGUGGUUGAAAUUUUAUGUAUAUUUUGUAUGUUUUAACCUUUUUAUUUGUUUACAAUUUUUAAGUGAAAUGCUAAGGCUUAUGAUAUUUUAUUGACGAAUUUUACAUGAAUAUAAUUAGAUUAAUUUUUGUGACUUUAACACAUUUAGAAAUACUUAUAAGCCUGGAGCAGUGUUGCCUGAACAAAAAAUACAUAUUUUAUGGUGCAAAAUUAUCGGUUUUAAAGAUAAUUUUUUAAACAAGUUAAGUUGUGUACACGAUUAAAUUAAAUUAUUGGAAAAUAAAUAGAGAAGAGCA